AUCAGUAUGAAAGUUUUGCAGCAGUUUCCAAUUAAGUCAGUAUUAGUGACUGGGUGUAACAGAGGCAUUGGAUUAGAACUGAUCAAAUAUUUUGCUGAACAGAAUAAGGAAAAGAAUGAUCAACCAGUAAAAGUGAUAUCUAGCUCGAUAGGAUUAAGUUCAGAGCUAAAUGAUUUGUUGUCAGAGCAUAUUUUUCAUGUGGAACUCAACGUUACUGACACCAAGUCUGUGUCUGCAGCAGUCCAAAAAGUGUCUGACAUUGUGGGUAACGAUGGUCUUAACUUACUCAUCAACAAUGCUGCUAUAAUGCACGAUGAUAAAGGAGUGCUUGACUGCUCUGACCAGGCAAUGAAAGAAACGUUCGAUGUUAAUGUCACAGGACCUCUUUCAGUGAGGAAUUUUCAAAUUAAAUCAAUUCACUACCAUUUCAGUAUGAAAGUCUUGCAGAAAUUUCUAAUUAAGUCAGUGUUGGUGACUGGUGCUAACAGAGGCAUCGGUUUAGAACUAGUAAGAUAUUUUGUUGAACAAAAUAAGCAGCACCAUGAACAGCCUGUUAAAGUGAUAUCUUGUUCAAGACGAUUAAGUCCAGAGCUAGAGGAUAUGUUGUCAGAGCACGUCUAUCAUGUUGGACUCGAGGUUACUGACAAUAUGUCAGUGCAAGCAGCAGUCAAAAUAGUGUCUGAUAUUGUUGGAGCUGAUGGUCUAAAUUUGCUUAUCAACAAUGCAGCUAUUAUGCAGCAUGGCAAAGGAGUGCUAGGCUGUUCAGAUCAGGAAAUGAAAGAAACAUUGACUGUUAAUGUCAUAGGCCCACAUUCUGUGGUAAACAACUUCCAUCCACUUUUAAAACUUGCUGCUGAGUGUAACUCUGAUACCCCGCUCUCUUGUGCUAGAGCUGCUGUUUUUAAUAUUUCAUCUGAACUUGGUAGUAUUCAAAACACCAAAAACUCUUUUACAACUGCUUAUCGUGUGAGCAAGGCUGCAUUGAAUAUGCUGACAAAAUGUCAAGCAUCUGAUUUUAUCAAAGAUGGUAUCAUCUGCUUGUCUGUUCAUCCUGGCUGGGUUCGAACUGACCUUGGAGGCCCAAGAGCUCCAUUAUCUACCAAAGAAUCUGUUGAAGAUAUAAUGCACAUGAUUACUCAUUGCACUGAAGAACACAAUGGAAUGUAUGUUCGAAAAAAUCUUGUCUCAGAACCCUACUGAUGAUUUACUUAUAAAUACUAUGUGAAACUUAUUUGAGCUGCAUGACUCAGUGCUUUAAAUUCAGUAUCAAAUUAU
Molecule: messenger RNA, 1275 nt
Organism: Bolinopsis microptera
Lineage: Eukaryota; Metazoa; Ctenophora; Tentaculata; Lobata; Bolinopsidae
Exons: 2
Coding region: 7-1200 (397 amino acids)
Cellular component (GO): cytoplasm
Molecular function (GO): oxidoreductase activity
Source: RefSeq, a predicted model, not a curated record